CUGAAACAGAUUCUCUUUACUUAUUAUUUUGCUAGAUGCUCUUUGACACUCUAUCCUUCUUUUAUAUUUCUUUGGUUUUUGUGAUUUUUAUUUGAAGUAAGUAUAACAUACUUCAUUUGAUUUCUUUCAAUUAAUUUUUCUAUACAUGCAAUAAACUGCAGCUCUUGAAGAGUGAUUGAAUGAAUUAUGUCUUCCUUUAAUCUUUUGUUGCUUCCAAGUUUCCACGCCUGCCCAUGACAACGUUUCAUGUGGAGAAUCAGACGACGAAGCUUGUGUCUGCGAUAUUUAGAGUUUCCGGAGGCGGCGAUACAUGAGGUCGUUACACAGCUCCAAGGUUGGUAGCGACCUUUCCUAUUCCGGAAAGAACAGACCAAGGCCUGAACUUGGCCGGUUUAACUGUUGCCCUUCUUCUUCCAACUUACCCUCCCGCAUAUACCUCCCUCAUUUCCCAACAUCACAUCACAUCACAUCGCAUCGCAUCGCAUGCUAGGAUUUUAGUUAGGAGUUCUUAUCGGCGAAGGAAAAGGAGCUGCGGGGAGGAGAAUGUGAUGUGGCCCGCAAACUAGCUAACUGAACUUAGCUAUUUAUUACGUUACUACGUAAGUCUGGUCUUGUCUGGCGGAUUCAACAACAAGGAGGGAAUAACAUUAACAUAUAUAUAUUUAUUUUACCCGACGUUUAUUGUACUUUACGCUUUGUUUGCUUUCUUUUUCUUUUUACCCUCUUGGACACGAGCCGUUUAUUGCCCGUUUUUUCCGACUGCUGAUAGAGAUAAAUACGGUACUGUGCCCGGCAAAGAUCACCAAACGCACUUCUUAACUUACCACCCACCCCCUGUUCUCGGAGAAACGCACGGAGAGGGCGAAGGGGUGCAAAAUCAAACUCCCCGCGGAAAGAAAGAAAGGAGAGACGAUAGUUUUGUGCACGUUCGACUGUGUUGGGGAGGUAGAUACAUACAUCCAUAUCAUACCACGGCCCGCUAGGGGAACGGCCCGGCUUUUUUGCUGCGGAAACGAAAGGAAGGAGAGAGAGAGAGAGGAAGGGAGAUGUACUGUACAUGAUACCCGACAAGCGUCAUCCACGGAAAAGCAGAUAUAGAAAGGAAGAAGCAGAAAAAGAAUACACCCUCGCGCAGCGUCUUUUCUCCCCUUUAUAUACAUACCUCCUCUUAUGAGCUCGUCAUUGCCGGAUAGAGAGUCGGAUCGGUCUCCACUCCUUGGUGCGGGUGAGCAGGCGUCGUCGGGACACAAUGCCAUUGCCGAUGAUUCCGGAGGGUUGUUCGGUGGUGGUGAUGCGGCGGCAGCAGCAGCAGCAGCAGAUGAUGAUGAUGAUUUCGCGAAGGAAGUUUGCAAGGAUGCUGUGUCGAAGAGUAGCUUGUAUCUCUUUUUGCUUACGUUGAGUAUUGGGGGUUUACAAAUUGUUUGGUCUGUGGAGUUGUCUAGUGGAUCUCCCUACUUACUCUCACUUGGGAUGGAUAAGUCCCUCCUGGCAUUCGUGUGGAUAGCAGGCCCCUUAACAGGAACCCUUGUCCAACCAUACGUCGGCAUCCGCAGCGAUAACUGCAGAAUAUCAUGGGGGAAACGAAAGCCGUUUAUGAUCGGGGGCGGGAUUGCGACGAUCAUAUCCCUACUCGCGCUUGCGUGGACUCGUGAGAUCGUGGGCGGCGUCUUGGGCAUAUUUGGAGUUCCCUUCCGCUCCACGGGGGUCAAAGUAACCUCAAUAGUCGUGGCGACGAUUUUGAUGUAUUGUCUUGAUUUUGCUAUUAAUACGGUGCAAGCGGCUAUCCGAGCUUUCAUAGUCGACAAUGCACCGGCGCAUCAGCAGGAAUCCGCAAAUGCAUGGGCAAGUCGGCUCACUGGCAUUGGCAAUAUCCUGGGAUAUAUCUCUGGCUACCUCGACCUGCCUAAAAUACUCCCGUUUUUUGGAAAGACGCAAUUCCAAGUCCUCUGUGUGAUUGCAUCGCUGUCGCUGGGCAUCACGCUUUUGAUUAGCUGCCUCUACAUCACGGAACGUGAUCCGCGCCUGGAAGGGCCACCAUCGUCAGAUAACCCUGGCGUCGUCGCGUUCUUCAAGCAGGUUUUCCAAUCCAUUCGCAACCUGCCGCCGCAGAUCCGCAAGGUCUGCGAGAUCCAGCUCUUCGCGUGGAUCGGCUGGUUCCCGUUUCUGUUUUAUAUCACCACGUAUAUUGGCCAGUUGUAUGUCAAUCCUAUAUUUGAGGAACACCCCCACUUGUCGCCUGAGGAUAUCGACGAGGCCUGGGUGACGGCUACGCGGGUGGGUACCUUUGCACUACUGGUCUACGCGAUCAUAUCGUUCGCGGCGAGCAUUAUACUGCCGCUCCUUGUCGUACCGACCUAUCGACCAAGUUUGCCAUCGCGGAAAACUGCUGUGGCCCCAGCCGCCCGGCCGCACCCGUAUCGUACGCGCAGAGAAUCUGCGUCAACUAUGUCCAUCACCGCCUCAUCCGUAGCGGCGAUUCCCCAACCACCACCACCUCCCCCUCCACAACUCAGCGAACCGCUCGAAGGAGGAACGGAUAGAGAAACUCCCUCCCUCCUCUCCCGCCUGCAGAUACCGGGCUUCACCCUCCGGCGCGCCUGGCUCAUGUCCCACAUCCUCUUCAGCCUGUGUAUGUUCAGCACGUUUUUCAUCAGCACGCCGCAGGCCGGGACGGUUGUCGUAUCUAUCGUUGGCAUUCCCUGGGCGCUGACGCUUUGGGCGCCGUUUGCGCUUAUAUCGGCUGAGGUGGCGAGGAGUGAUGCGAAGAAACGGAGGCGGAAGUAUCGGUUGCAUCGUGCGAGUCCUGGUAGUAGCGAAUAUCGGGGGUUUUUAGCGGAGCCCAGGGAACAUCGGGCGGCUGGAGGUUCCAGUGGGGAAAAUAGUAGAGAGGGCGUGGAGGAGGUGGACAGCGGGGUUGGUGGAGCCUCCAGUCUGGCCCGUCAGCCCACUGCAUCAACGUCCACGCCGGGUCCCGUUAACACCACGGACAAUAGCAACGACGACAAAGACGACGCCGGGAGCUCUGAUCGCGGCGUUGAGGAUGACGAGGACGCUAUCAUCGACGACGAGGACGACGAUGACGAAAACGACACAACCGACCAAGCGGGCGUGAUCCUCGGCAUCCACAACGUGGCCGUCUCCUGCCCGCAGAUCUUCUCGACGCUGGUGAGCAGUCUUAUCUUCAGCGCGCUGCAGAAGCCGCGCGGGGAGCCGGCGGAUGAUUCUGUGGGCUGGGUGUUGAGGUUUGGGGGGCUAGCGACGAUUGGGGCGGCGGUUGUUACGAAGCGGUUGGCGGAGGGGAGGGGGGGUAGGGGAGGUAGGAGUGGUGGUGGUGGUGGGGCCUGUGUGAGUGAGGGGGUGGUGUGAGUGGUACUUUUCCCUCCUAUGUAUGUUGUAUGGAUUUGUAUACAUUAUAUAGUGCAGAGUGGUUAUCAUUUUUCUCAUUUUUUU
Blastomyces dermatitidis ER-3 is the source of this 3450-nucleotide messenger RNA. RefSeq names its product sucrose transporter. Gene Ontology annotation, cellular component: membrane. NCBI's taxonomy places the organism in Eukaryota, Fungi, Ascomycota, Eurotiomycetes, Onygenales, Ajellomycetaceae. Bases 1171 to 3366 code for a protein of 731 amino acids. Gene Ontology annotation, molecular function: sucrose:proton symporter activity. The transcript is spliced from 4 exons. The record is from RefSeq and is a predicted model, not a curated record.